Molecule: messenger RNA, 577 nt
Organism: Haliotis rufescens (red abalone)
Lineage: Eukaryota; Metazoa; Mollusca; Gastropoda; Lepetellida; Haliotidae
Exons: 5
Coding region: 153-515 (120 amino acids)
Source: RefSeq, a predicted model, not a curated record
AAGGUGCGCCGCUGACACGCUGCCGUUUUUCUUCACAGCUCGCAGUCUUCUGAGCGGCAGAUUCGUUGCUGAGGCUGCCUGGUAUUUCCGGUGUGAUCCGGAACUCAUAUCUGCAUCCGGGUAACGACAAGUUGCACCAGGAGUGGGGAAGAAUGAGGCUGAGCGUGAUAGUCCUGAGCGUCCUCUGUGUUGCCUGCGCUGCUACCGUGCUGGAGCAGAAGCUUCAUGAGUUUGUAAGUGGGCAUGUGUUGGAUCAACUGCCGCAGAAUGAGAGGAUCCUGCUGGCGCAGCUGGUGGCUACAGCUGAAAGAAAUGAGCUGAAGGAGUUCCUGGACUUAGUGGGGCCAUUACCUGUCUUCCAGCUCAUCUCAGAUCUGCCAGCAAAGCAAAUUCACAACCUGACUCGCUAUCUCAGCCAGGCCCUCAUUGCCGAGGCUGCAGCCGUACCGCCGUCACUCCUACUCCAUUGGAACCCCUUGUUGGGCUUACUUGGUGUUCGCACGAGACACAAUUGAUACCAUCUUGUGUCGUCAUUGACGACGACGUAUACUGAUUAAAUGUCUUCCCUAAAAAAAUA